CUACACCUCAGCCCACCCGCCACCCCCUCUCUGAUAUCACCGAUAUCCAUUCCUUCUAUCUCACACCUGUAGAGAUUUUAUACCAGCUUCCAUGGAUACGCCGUCAGCCUCUACAUGGCCAAAUAGAUAAACAGAUCUCACCGACUAUUGAAUCUCGUUCGUCGAUCUUCAACAGAAAGAUGCAAAGUACCGAAGAUCUUCCAUCCGCUCAGUAGCGGAAUCUCCAGAGUAACAAUUGAAGUUGACUAAAUGGCCGACUAUACUAAAGAAGCAGAUUCCCAGGAUCCUACUCUCAAGGGAAACAUACUCCCAGAAAAUGAAAAUGAAAUAUCAGUCGACUCUUUAUCCCGAAAGGUCCAAGAAUCGCUCUCUCUUGCUAAAAGACAUAAGUUCUGGGAAACCCAACCCGUGGGCCAGUUCAAGGACCUUGCUGAUACAAGCCUGAAUGAUGGUCCAAUUGAGCCUCCAACUCCACUGUCCGAGGUAAAACAAGAGCCUUACAAUCUUCCUGCUCAGUAUGAGUGGAUUACUUGUGACAUGGACUCUGAAGAUAUGUGCAUGGAGGUUUACAAUCUCCUCACACAUAAUUACGUAGAGGAUGAUGAAAACAUGUUCAGGUUCAACUAUUCCAAGGAGUUUCUUGGGUGGGCUCUUCGUCCUCCGGGCUAUUACAGAAGUUGGCACAUAGGGGUGCGGGCCAAGAGUUCAAAAAAGCUGGUCGCUUUUAUCACCGGGAUACCUGCAAAGAUACGCGUCCAUGACUCCAUCGUGAACAUGGCGGAGGUCAAUUUUCUAUGUGUUCAUAAGAAGCUAAGAUCGAAACGUCUUGCUCCUGUCAUGAUCAAAGAAGUCACAAGGAGAGUUCACCUGGAGAAUGUAUGGCAAGCAGCUUAUACAGCUGGAGUAGUCCUUCCCACACCCAUAACGACAUGCCAAUAUUGGCAUAGGUCAUUGAAUCCUAAGAAACUUAUCGAUGUUGGGUUUUCAAGACUUGGCGCUAGGAUGACAAUGAGCCGGACUAUAAAGCUGUACAAGUUACCUGACCAGACAUCCACCCGCGGGUUCAGGAAAAUGGAGCCACAUGAUGUUCCUGCUGUAACCCGUCUGCUAAGACACUACUUGAAUCAGUUUGUCGUUGCGCCCGAAUUUGAUGAAAAUGAUGUCGAGCAUUGGCUUCUUCCAAAGGAUGGUGUCGUUGAUAGCUAUCUUGUUGAGAGCCCAGAGACACAUGAAAUAACUGAUUUCUGUAGCUUUUAUACUCUACCUUCAUCGAUACUUGGGAGUCAGAAUUACUCCACCCUAAAGGCUGCUUAUUCUUAUUACAACGUGUCGACAAAGACACCGUUGGUUCAGUUGAUCAAUGAUGCUCUUAUUGUGGCAAAGCAAAAGGAUUUUGAUGUUUUUAAUUCUUUGGACGUUAUGCACAAUGAAAGCUUCUUGAAGGAACUGAAGUUUGGUCCUGGCGACGGAAAACUUCACUACUAUCUGUACAACUACCGGGUAAGGCACGUUUUGAGGCCAUCGGAACUCGGGCUUGUGCUCUUGUAGUUUGCUAAACAACUUGGAUCUGCCAGAGCCCGAGGUUGUUUUUUGGUAAGUCUGCUCAUUUGUAUGCUUUUUUAAAAGACAGCAUUAUUUAUCCUUUUUAUAUUUGGGGUUUUUGAGUGAGGUCGGCUGUCGAUGGAUAGACAAACUUUGCAACAUAACUUUUGUGACUGAUAUUAUUGCUCGACUAUUGGCAAUUUCCAUGAGAUUCAUCAUGCUACUUGUCUAAUGCACAUUAUUGAGGUUGUCAAACAAUUGUACCUUAACCACCUUUCUGUCCAAUUGUUGUCUCAACAUCAUUAUGGUAUCUGUUUUUAUUGCCCCCAUCCCUAACAGUUAGCUGUGUGCUAACUGCUUGUUUUGGUUCAAGAGAGAACAAGUGGUGUUCUUUAUCUCGUUAAACAUGAUGACAUCGAAUCAUUUGUGAAGCCCAAUGUAGCUAGAAAGUAAUGAAUACUUUACAGACUCGAGUAACUUACAGCUGUAAUCUGGACUUUUUUUUUACAUUUACAACAGUAUGUUAAUUGCAUGAUUUUGACAUGGUUAGUGCAGCUAUACUACUUUAUCUUUUGAAGUUGGUGACAUUAAUGAUUAAUCUUAAAAUUGAUUUUUUUUAAAUAAAAAUAUACUUUAAGUAAUUUUUGCUUGUAAGCCGAAUACUACCCUAUAUAUUCAUAGAGAGGGAUAGAGACCAGGUGUGUAUAAUACAUGAUGCACUAGGAGAGCAUUAAGCCUAGUUUUGACAUGUAGAAUGUUGUCCAAAAGUCUUUGUUGUUAUCAUAGAUGGACUGGUCCAUUACCAUUAGAUUGUCAAAACUCGUGAUAAUAACAGAAAUAGAAUUAGAGAUUAAAAAUCUACACAUUGACAACAUAAAGCAACAAAAACAGCAAGUAAAAUUAUACUCAGGUGUAAAGACAAUUCAAAAAAGGAUUGUUAAUGAGUCAGUGUGAAGAAUUCUUGAAUGACUUGUUUUUCCUUGGAAGAUCUAUUUAUAAUGUGUAACAAUCAAGACACUUCUACUUCUUGAAUGAAAACAUGCUGCUUUUCAUUUUUCCAUUACCGGGUUCAUUGGUUUAUCCUAGGUUCCUUCUAUUGUAGUCGCUGCAUUGAAAAUACAUAAUAGUCUUGUUUCCAUGUAGAGUCUGUUUACUGUUAUUAAGUUUUCUAGAUAUCCAUUUCUUUAGUUUUAGUUUUCUAUUAAAAACAUGGUUUCAUGCAAGGAAUGGACCCGAGUUUUGUUCAAAGAGCUAAAAACCAAAUUGGACCCCUGUAACGGUAAAAUGAUCCAAAGAGGUUAUGAGCAAGACUGACCCAAACUCCAAAGAGCUCUCUAAAAAUUUAAAACCUUUCCAGGAGUUCCUUUUAUUUUUGUAUUCAGACGUUCGGUGAAUGAGUAAACCAAAUUUUAAAUGUACUACGAUGAUUAUUCUCUCUCAAACCUUAUGUGAAAAUGUUUCGCAUACUCCUAGUCUUAUGAUAUUUUUACGUAUUUCACGACUUAAAUAGACUAGAACAGAAAUUGUCGCUAAUUUGACAUCCACGAGUUAUUUUGAGUGUCACAUUGGUGAAAGUAGGGAUGGCCUCGGUUCGGUUCCCAUCAGGCUUUUUUUGGAGAAGUGAGACUCGGAAACCGGCCCGGGUAGCUCCGGUUCCGGGUCGGGCCGGUUCACCCGGCGGUUAGAGGGCCGGGCCGUGUAUCCUAUUUUUUUAUUUCUAAUUACUUCCUAUCCCUAAUCCCCCCACACCCAAACCCCUCCAAAACACCCAACCCAAGUACCCAACCCAUUUACCUUUUAAAAAAUGUGAAUAAACAAUGAACCGAACCGGGCCUGAACUGGCUGGGCCGGUUCGUGAUUUGGGAGGCCCGUGAACCGACCCUCUACAGUGCCAGGCCGGUUGACCCGAACCGUGGACCAGGCCUGUGGCCGGAACGGUGCCGGUUCGGGCCAGUUCCAGUUUGGUUCACCCGGCCCGAGUCCAUCCCUAGGUGAAAGGCAAUGAGCUCAAUAUCCAUUGUAGAAAUUGUAUGUGCUAAUAUUUUUUAUACCAAUUGGCUAUGGACAGAUGAGGUUCUAGGCUGGUUGUGGUUAGGGAUGGAUGGGCCUACCCGGCCCGCUAUUGUCCAGCCCCGGCUUGGUUGACCGGGAUCUGACCUGAUUGAAGAAGAGGUACACAUUGGGCUUUGAUUUUAGUGGAUCGGCCUGGUCAGUCAGGGUAUAAUGGUAAAAAAAAGGUGGUUUGAAUUUUUUGGGCCUGGACCGAAGCUCGAUCGGGUAGUCUGGCCUGACCCGGUAUCGGUAGGAACCCGUGCCGGUAUGGGGCCUGAUAUUCGUGGACCCAGAGCCUGCCUAGUCCCUGUCCGAAGCCCAACCCAGGCCCGUCCAGUCCACCCCUAGUUCUAGUUCUGGUCCUAGAGUGGAAUUAUGGGACCUGAGACCAGAACUGGUCCUAGCACCACAUGAACUUGUUUAUCUCUAUUAUCAUCCUCUGCAUUGCCUUAUCAGCCAAUCUGCCAAUGUGUUACUCUCAGUAAAAGUAGGAAGAAUUAUGGAUAGCAAGACCUCCCUCAUCCCCUUGGUGGGAAAAGUGUCAGUGUAUAUUCAGCUUCUAUCAUGCAGGUCCACUCUUACUUGGAACAUGUUACUUCAAUCGAAGGACAAUAAGAAGCAUAGUUGAAUUGACUUUAAACUCUAAUGCUUUUAUUAUGCAAACUUUUGGCACAAUGGAGGAGGAAGACUAUGUUUGGGAGUUUGGAGAGAAGGGAGGAAGACUUUGGAGUUUUGCAGGAGAGAGGAAGUUUUGGAGGAUAAAGAAUACCCUGACGGAACCGAUCCAAUUACACUACUCCGUAUAUUAUAACGGAACUAGAAGUGUAUUUAGUAGGGCCGGUCUUGAUCUCUACCUUUGUUACAGUUGUGUGACGAAUCGGGUCCACCCUGUAAUAACAAAUUAAAUAGAAAAACUCACACAUAAUAUUACAAAGGGAAAAAUAAUAAAAAUAUCCUAAACUUUGAAGGGUGUGAGGUAAACACCCUAAACUUUCAUAUGUAAUUUAAAAAUCCUAAACUUUAUAUAAAAAGUUAUUUUAGUACCAUAGUCAUAUAUUACUUUUUUCAAAAAUGUAAAUUUAUAUUGUUAAUUGCAUAAUUUAGAACAAAAAAUUAAAAACGUUCCAAUUAUAUAGAGUGGGGGUAAUAUUACUUAUUUUGCAAUGGAAUAUUAGAAUGUUAAUUAUAUCUUCAUGAAUGCCAAAAUGUUUUAAAUUAUGAAAUUAACACAAAAAUUAACAUUUUUGAUGCUUACCUCACACCCCUUCAAAGUUUGUGGUAUUUUAAUUAUUUUUUAUCCAAUUAUAAAUGGAAUUAAAAUGAAAUUCCAAUAAUAGUUAGGGAAAGUAUGUAUCUCCCAUUCAUUGUCUUGCUCUUUCCAUUUCCCAAGUUGCAUCUCCUAAAACUUUCCUCUACUUCCCCUCAAAACCUUGACCCCCCUUUUCCACUCCUAUUUCCCUUCAAAAUCUUCCUCUCCUCUUACCACCAAACUAAAUAUCAUUAUGCAGAUGAUAAAAAUCUUUAGUGUUCCCUGUAAUUAUGUUACAUUGUUACUAGUCAUACAAUUGUUUUAUACUAGACAUAAUUUUAUUUAGAUAUUAAUCACAUUUUAAGUAGUUUUUUAAUACUAGCCACAUUUUAUCUAGUUACAUAUUUUUGAAUAUUGGGAUGUUUAUACACGAACUAAAUUAAGCCCAAACCAGACCAGAAUAGAAGAAAACGGAUUGAAACUGAUCAGAUCUGACCAUGUCAGACUUAAACAGAUUAUACCAAAGUUCAAUAAUUAUAAAAUACACAGAGACCAGACAUUUAUGAGAUCAGUUCAGACAAGUUCGGACCAGACCAGACUUAAAUAUACCAGAUCAGAUCAAAUCAAAUCAGACUAUGCGGAACUGGCGAAAAAUGGAUGAUACCACGAUCUUGACAAGUGUUUGGUCAUUAAAGGAGUGAUGAAGUAUUUUGAUAUUGGUAAAACAUUAAUUAAUAAAGUACUGUAUUAAGAUGUUAAAUUACUCGUCUUAUCAAGUUGAGCUUAAAUAUGAAACCAUGAAUCUUGACAUGAUAUCAGAGCAAAAUAGAUCAGAAAUUAUAGUAUGGGCCCCUAUGAAAAAUGUCAACGAUUAUGAAAUUAUUGCAAUGAUUAUGACAAACUCGUGAAAAAAAAUGAAAGAUGACACAAUCCAUGUUUUAUGUUUUAUACAACAUAAAGUAGUAACGCCGUCAUGAAUGACGGGGUGGAUAAUGACGUCAGCAGAGGGUAAUAACGUGGGUGGAAACGAAAGUAAUGUUGGAGGAAAGUGUAGUGAUUUUGAUCGAAGUGCACUAAUGUUAAGUAGCAAGUUUGACGGGAAGUGUAUUAUAUUUAAUUGAAUCAGUUUAUAUUGAACUUUUUUAAUAGGGCGAAGUUUGCAUCGAAGCUCUAAUCACGAAUUGGAUGAAAAAUCUAUGCACGCCAACAAAUUGACCAAUGAAGUUAGAAGAGGAACAUCCGAACUAGAUUACUAGAGCCGUCAGGUGGUGCGCCGGUAAAAGACAUGUCUUUCCGUUUUCAGUUUUUUUGUGAAUAGCUUUUGAGUUUGCAAGUUCUCACUUUUGAGAAUUGAGAUUGUAAAGUAAGAGAGUUUGUGGGCCCAUUUUGAAUUUGUUUUGGACAAUGAAAAACUCUUGUGUUGUUUUAAUCGAAGAUAAAUAUAAAUUGUUCCAGGAUUGAUUUGAGAUCAUAUUGCUGGACUCAUACAUUUAGAAAAUUAAGUUUUGAACUUAUCUUUGACUAUUCAAACGAGCUGAG
This is a messenger RNA of Cuscuta europaea, 6382 nucleotides long. The record is from the annotation of a GenBank genome assembly. Lineage: Eukaryota; Viridiplantae; Streptophyta; Magnoliopsida; Solanales; Convolvulaceae.